This is a messenger RNA of Lotus japonicus, 939 nucleotides long. Its product is annotated as putative gamma-glutamylcyclotransferase At3g02910. Gene Ontology annotation, molecular function: gamma-glutamylaminecyclotransferase activity. The record is from RefSeq and is a predicted model, not a curated record. The transcript has a single exon. Lineage: Eukaryota; Viridiplantae; Streptophyta; Magnoliopsida; Fabales; Fabaceae. Bases 116 to 667 code for a protein of 183 amino acids.
CCCCAUUUUCAUAGCCACUCAUUCAUUCAAUAAAAUAACUUCCUCUUCUUCUUCCUUCUCCUUCAUUCUCUCUGUGUGAUUCCAAUUCCAUGCCCAAAUCCCUAAUCCCCAAACAAUGGUAGCGGGGAGAGACAUCGCCGUCAACGCCGUCAUUGACGCCGGCGACAGAGCCCUCAUUUUCACCUACGGAACCUUGAAACGCAACUUCUCCAACCACCCCCUCCUCCAGGAUCUCAUGCGCACCGGCGACGCCACCUUCAUCGGACCCUACCGAACCGCCGCAAACUACCCUCUCGUCUGUGGUCCCUACAAGGUCCCCUUCCUCCUCAACCUCCCGGGGUCAGGUCAACCGGUCCACGGCGAGCUCUACUCAGUCUCCGCCCGCGGCCUCGCCCGCAUGGACGAUCUUGAAGGAAUUGACCGCAACCACUACGAGCGUCUCCCAAUCAGGCUCCUCCCUGCCGGAGGCGAGGAAGUGGCCGCGGCGGAGGCGGAGGUGGAGGCGUACUUCGCCCACCGGAGCUACGCGAUGGAGAUGUGGAAGAAGAACGGGAAGAGAGGGUUGAGGUGUUAUUCAGAGAAAGAGACGAUUGGGUAUGUGAAGCGCAAAGAUAGGCCUCAGAAUCUCACGUUCCUCGAUCACAUUCGGAACUUCCUCUCUGAUUGAACAUUUCAAUCACUGUGUGUUGUUGUUUGUUUCUCUGUUUUCAAUUCACAGAGAAGCUGUUGUGUGUUGAAUGAAAAAGUUGAAAAUCCAAACACACACUACAAUAUACAAGUACAACCCUCUUUGUUGAUGUUUGGUGAGACUGAGAGAUGGAGAUUUUGUUGAAAAUUCAGAGUGGUUGGUUAGCACAAUUGCAAGUUCCUUUUUUAUUGUGUUGUACCUUUAAUUUACCAAAUGGGAAAAAAAUCAGUACUUGUUAUCUUUCUCUAUAA